AUGGAAAUCACGAAUGCUGAAAUUACUUGGGCUGAUUUCAAGAAUGAGUUUUUUGACAAGUAUUUUCCAAUUGAUGUUCAUAACCGUAAGGAGAUUAAGUUCUUGGAGUUGAAGCAAGGUGCGAUGCAUUCAUUCAUAUCACAUGAUUGUGUUAACAAGUUGAAUCUAGAAGUGUCUUCUAUGAAUGGUAGUAUAGUCAUUGAUACCACAACUAGAGGUUUUGUAACCAUAAUGACCGUGUUGUUUCCUAAGUUAGAGAAAGGUAAAGAUUCAAGGUUUAUAUCCGCUAACCAAGUAGAGAUGUACCAGAAGCAAGAGGACCAAGUGCCCAUAAUGUUAGUUUCCAUGAAAGUAGAGAGCGAGGUUGAGAUUGCUAAUCUUUAUGUUGUGUGCCAGUUCCCAGAUGUUUUCCCUUUUGAUAUUGGUGAUUUUCCCCCUGAUCACAAAGUCGAGUUUGUGAUAGAUUUAGUAUCUCGUACUAGACCUGUAUUUAUAGCACCGUAUAGAAUGUUUGCAUUAUAUUUGAGCGAGUUGAAGAAGCAGCUAGAAGAUUUGUUAGAGAAGAAGUUUGUCAGUCCUAGUGUAUCGCCUUGGGGAGCGCCAAUGUUAUUGGUUAAGAAGAAAUAUGGAAGCAUGAGAUUCUGUGUGGAUUAUAGACACUUGAAUAAGGUUACUAUUAAAAAUUGA
Lathyrus oleraceus (garden pea) is the source of this 687-nucleotide messenger RNA. RefSeq lists its product as uncharacterized. The record is from RefSeq and is a predicted model, not a curated record. The coding region runs from base 1 to 687 and encodes 228 amino acids. Lineage: Eukaryota; Viridiplantae; Streptophyta; Magnoliopsida; Fabales; Fabaceae. The transcript has 3 exons.